AUGGCUGGAGUGCAGUGUAAAGGGUCAGAGUCCACACUGAAGAAGUGUAGAUCAAAUGGUGAAGCGAUUCCACACUGUAGUCACAGUGCUGAUGCUGGAGUCAUCUGCUCAGGAUACACAGACUUCAGGCUAGUGAAUGGUCCUGAUUCCUGCUCUGGUCGAGUGGAGCUGCAGUACUUCACUGAGUGGGGAACAGUGUGUGAUGCAUCGUGGGACAUCAGAGCCUCCAACGUCCUCUGUCGACAGCUGAAUUGUGGGAGUGCCGUGGCUGUAGUGGGGGUGGACUGGUUUGGGGAGGGCAGUGACCCAGUUCCUCUGUGUCUGCUGAUGGUGGAUGGGUCCCUCAGACUGGUGGGUUCUGGGAGUGAGUGUGCAGGGCGUCUGGAGGUUUUCCACAAAGGCUCAUGGGGAACAGUGUGUGAUGACUUCUGGGAUAUGAAGGACGCCCAGGUGGUGUGCAGACAGCUCCAGUGUGGAGAGGCCCUCAGUGGACCGGUUCCAGCCUGGUUUGGUCCUGGAACUGGACCCAUUUGGUUGGAUAAGGUGGAAUGCGUGGGGAACGAGACGUCCCUGUGGAGCUGUCCGUCAGAGGGAUGGGGCCGACAUGACUGCGGACACAAGGAGGACGUGGGAGUGCUGUGUUCAGAGUUUAAAGAGAUCAGACUGACUGAAGGCUGCUCUGGGAACCUGGAGGUUUUUUACAAUGGAACCUGGGGUAAUAUCUGCUAUAACCAGAUGGACUCAGACACAGUGUCUUUAAUCUGUCAAGAGCUGAACUGUGGAAAGAGUGGCAGUGUGGACUCCAGCACACCAAGACUGGCUUCAGCUCCAAACUGGCUUGACAGUGUACAAUGCCGCAAACACGACAUCAGUCUGUGGAACUGUCCGUCUUCACCCUGGGGUCCAAAUGACUGUAAUUAUGAUGAAGUGGCAAACAUUACCUGUUCAGGUAAAUGA
Molecule: messenger RNA, 957 nt
Organism: Chanos chanos (milkfish)
Lineage: Eukaryota; Metazoa; Chordata; Actinopteri; Gonorynchiformes; Chanidae
Product: scavenger receptor cysteine-rich type 1 protein M130-like
Exons: 5
Coding region: 1-957 (318 amino acids)
Cellular component (GO): membrane
Source: RefSeq, a predicted model, not a curated record